This is a messenger RNA of Ochotona curzoniae (black-lipped pika), 818 nucleotides long. It is a transcript of the gene PRDX5, whose product is annotated as peroxiredoxin 5. The record is from RefSeq and is a predicted model, not a curated record. The transcript has 6 exons. Gene Ontology annotation, cellular component: peroxisome; mitochondrion; cytoplasm. NCBI's taxonomy places the organism in Eukaryota, Metazoa, Chordata, Mammalia, Lagomorpha, Ochotonidae. Gene Ontology annotation, molecular function: thioredoxin peroxidase activity. Gene Ontology annotation, biological process: hydrogen peroxide catabolic process; cell redox homeostasis; cellular response to oxidative stress. Bases 25 to 666 code for a protein of 213 amino acids.
GCUCGCAGCGGCCGCUGGGCGGGAAUGGGGCCCGCGGGCAUGGGUGUCCUGGGUCACUGUGCGCGCUCGGCACUCUCGGGUGCGGCAGUAGCGGCGGCGGCAGCUGCGAGACGGCGACUGGCAGGAGCGGGACGUGCGCGCUGGGGAACCCGCUGUUUCAGCCGCGCCUCCGUAGUCAUGGCUCCGAUCAAGGUAGGAGAUACCCUCCCCUCCGUGAAGGUGUUUGAGGGGACUCCGGGGAACAAGGUGGAUCUGGCCGAACUCUUCAAGGGCAAGAAGGGCGUGCUGUUCGGAGUCCCGGGGGCCUUCACCCCCGGCUGCUCCAAGUCUCACCUGCCGGGAUACGUGGAGCAGACCGAGGCGCUCAAGGCCAAGGGGGUGCAGGUGGUGGCGUGUCUGAGCGUCAACGACGUCUUUGUGAUGAGCGAGUGGGGUCGGGCCCACCAGGCUGAAGGCAAGGUUCAGCUUUUGGCUGACCCCACAGGGGCCUUUGGGAAGGAGACGGACUUGCUUCUUGAUGAGUCUUACGCGCCCGUCUUUGGGAACCGAAGGCUCAAGAGGUUCUCCAUGCUCGUUGAGGACGGCGUGGUGAAAUCCCUUAACGUGGAACCCGAUGGCACUGGGCUUACCUGCAGCCUGGCCCCAACCAUUCUCUCCCAGCUCUGAGUUUCCGGCCCCCCAUUCCCUUCUCCUCUCCACCUGCCACCUUUACCUCACUCCUAGGUCCCAGGGAGGGCUCUGGUCUCAGCCCAGCCUCAUUGGAAGCUCAGCCAUACUUCUGCAGUAAAUACUUGUGGUUCAUGUCUCCUGUCUGGUGC